This is a messenger RNA of Colletotrichum fioriniae, 25023 nucleotides long. RefSeq lists its product as uncharacterized. Lineage: Eukaryota; Fungi; Ascomycota; Sordariomycetes; Glomerellales; Glomerellaceae. The record is from RefSeq and is a predicted model, not a curated record.
AUGAUGCGAGAUCCGCGUCGCCGGAGCCCAGAGAGCUCUCGGCGGCGAAGAAGAGACCGCCGUGAUUCUCGCGAGCAACUCGCCAGCGCUGCCGACGAGAGCGUCGUAUCGAGCAUUCCUGGUCCAUCAUCUCGGGCCCCAACACAGCAGCAGCCCCUGCCGUCCGUGUAUUCGCCGUCGCAAUCGCAAUACCCCCAAUCCUAUACCGAAUCUCAGAGAUACCCCGAAACCGAGAGAUAUGCUGCACCUUCUGAGAGAUAUCACGAUCCUCAGAGAUAUGGCGAGCCCCAACGAUACCCCCAACCCGACCAGUACCAACAUCACCAACACCACCAGUCGCAACACCAGUAUCCCCCUUCCGAGGCCUUCGUUCAGCCUCUAGGCUAUGGCGAACCCGAACGACAUGCCCAACCCCAGACGUACCAAGGGAACCACCAGCCCGAGAGGAUGCGCCCGCGAGGUGGCUCAAGCUCUUCCUCGUCAUCGUCCACCUCCUCUUCUAUGCUCAACAUUUCAGCAAAGAGCCCCAAGUUUGGCGGCAUCUUUAAUACUUUCUUCAGAGCCCCCUCGGAGCAGCGCAAACGUCGCAGGAGGAAGAAGCAGAAAGCCCGCAUUCUCUCAUUUGGCAAUUCUUCCUCCUCAUCCGUCAACUCUGAUAUGGCUUACGGUCGCGGCUACAUUGACCGCGACAAGAGUCAGCUUACGAGCCCCAGGCCACAGGGAUACGCGAGUCCUUCGUUGUACCGCGCCGAACCGACUGACGCCCACCAACAACAACCGCGGCCCCCCAUGCCUCGUGAUAAGACCGACGAGGAAAUUCUAGAGAUUGGACGCCAACUGCAAGACAUUGCGCGCAGGCAGAAUGAGCAUGAUCUCAAGUCUGCUUCCAAGUCACGGGCGUCCCAGCUAGCCGGUACCGCGGCUGGUGCCGCAGCCGCAGCCGCCGCCUUCAGCCAUUUUCAUAGUAAGAGUAAGAGCGACACCAAGACCAGAGGAUCUGGCACUUCUAAACCUAAUGAAAACGCUUCCUCCUCGGACGAUGACUGGGAAUCGGCGUCCGAAGAUGAGGCUACUACUACGGAUGAUUCCGACAACGGCCUAGCGUAUGGCUCCUCCAUCAAGCCGUCCAAGUCGGCGAGAAUCUCGACCGAGCCUCCGGAGCAGAUUAAGCCACCCUCACGGAGGAGUACCAUUGUGGACCCACGCCUCUUCGGCCCUGUAAACUCUCUUCGCGGCGCCGUAAAAAGUCCAUGCGGCUUCGGUGAGGAAGAUCCCCGGUCCGCUGGCUCUUCCCGCCGCCACCACGAAGAGACGGUAGCGCAAGUCGAAUCGCCAAAGACUGGAAAACAGCCGAUGCAGCGUAUAUACCCGGUGCCGACCUCAGAUCCGGACAAGUUCGACUACGACCGUAGCUCUGUAACCUCAUCCCGCCAGGAUGUCCCUCAGCGUGCCCGGCCUGACCCGGUCCCUAUCCAGCAGCCUAUCCCCAUUGUCCCUCUCCCGCCCAAGGUUUAUGAUGCAGAGAGAUUCGAGGAGGAGGAGGAGCGCCGGAACUCUAAACAACCCCGCCAGCCGCCCAAGGGAAGAAGUGCUGCUGAGAAUGCCAUCGCCGGCGUAGGCAUUGCUGCCGCGGCUAUUGGUGCGACCAUGGCUGCUAAGCGUAGGGACUCGGGCGAGUACAUCGAACGUCGAGAUGAUCGUCGAAGUGAAGUACGGGACUAUCAUCGGGACGACUUCCGCGAUUCCUGGCAAAGCCGCCGCAUAGAGGAAGAACCCGAACGCCUAGUAAGAAUUGAGCUGGAAGACCGCGACCCUCGUGAUCAGAACGACCCGCGCCGGCCCCAUCAACGCAACAACGUUGAGAUCGUCGACGACCGAGACAAGCGCCGCUCUGGCCGUUCUGAUCCCGCCUAUGAGGCCUUGAAGAAGCCCGACGUUGAGACUGACCCUCGCCCGGAGGUGUAUAAGCUGCCCCAGGGUGACGAGAUUCGAGUUGAGUACGACCCAAAAGAUGACCGCCGGCCACGUGAGGAACCAAAGGAACCUCGUAGGGAUGACCGUAAGCCGGUGGUGGUCGUGGAUGAACGCCGGGAUGCGAAGCGGGUAGAGAAGCCGACUGAGGCACCCCGAGAGAAACAUGGGGUGGAGCAUCCCGAGGCCCCCAAUGCACAAGCCCCUAUUGACCCUUUCCAGUUCCAGGUCGCUGAUGAUGCGUUUCAAACACCAAAAUACGCCACCCCGAAGAGGCCACUGACUCCCCAGGUCGUGACCGUCGACCGCGAACCCAACUUUGACGAUUCCCCGCCGAGGAAGCCCGACUACUCCGAAUCCCGAAUGAGCCGCAAAGACUCCUUUGAACUCGAGAAGCGUCUGGAGCAGUAUCAGCAAGGUGCACGAGACCGUUCCCGGACCCCUGAGCCGCGCCGCCGGAGGGACUCCCUUCAGGAGGAACAGCAUGCUGCAAAGUCCAUCUACGAUGAGGCCAAGCAUGCUACCGUGCCUAUAGCCGCGGCCGCCAUUGCUUCUGCCAUCGCUGUCGAAGAGGAGAGAUCGCGCAAGCACCGCAACGAUCAUGUGACCGAGGAUGGCUCCCGCGACAGAUCCCGAGCUACCAAGGACGCCGUACAGGAAGAGGCCGACCGGUACUACCGUGAGACUGUCAUCGCCCGCAAGAUCGCCAAGGACGAGAUCCGCUCGCGCAGUGCGUCUCCCCAUGAUGAGUCUGUCGUUGGCAAGUGGCAGGACCACGAUGAGGGCCCUGAUAUCGUCACCAUCGUAACGCCGCCCGAGAUGGAUCAUCCUCACGACAAGAGCCCGUAUGACGCGCCCAACGCUGAUGUUCGCAUCGAUCAUGUCAUCAUUCCCGACGAGCUUUCUCGCUUCCGUUUGCCUCACCGUCAACUCGAUCCUGGCGCACAGCCAAUCUUCCAGUCUCGCGAUCCUUCUGCUGAGCGUGAACGACCUCUGCUGAACCUCGUCUUACCCACACCCGUUGUCACCCCACGCCACACGCCCGCCCCUGAGAAGCAAGCGGAAGAACAACCCUCUAGCAGAAGUCAAGAGCCUCUUCAAACACGAUCGGUUACUUCAGCUGAGCCACCUUCUUCUGCGACCACGCCCGCCACAGAAAUCGUUUUUGGACCCAGAGGCGAGGUUGUGGAAAGGCCGACAACGCCCACAGCCAAGUCAGUCACUUGGGGCGAGAAUGAGACCAAGAGCUUCCAGAUCGAGAGCCCAGAACCUCCGAUCAAGGAGCCGUCCGCCACCUCUAGUAAGUCGAAGAAAAAGAAGAAGAAAUUGGGCAAGAGUUCACCGUGGGGCAUCAUUGCGGCGGGCGUUGCCGGUGGAGCUGCAGCGGCUGCCGUCUCCGAAGCCCCCAAGAUGCGCGAUCCUUUCGAGAGCAAGCCUGAAGAGGACAGAGAGAGACACAGUCCCCCAGAGUCACCAAAGUCUCGUAGCGUCGAGCCCAUAUCGCCGAUUAUCGAAGCUGCCCCGUCUAAGCUCACCACGUCGUUCGAAGAUGACGCAGACUUGCCUCCCGCCCCCGGUCCCAAGCCGUCUAGCCCUCAGACAUCUAGAAUGCCCGGCGCCUUUGCAGAUGAUCUGGAAUUUGCCUCUGUGCUGGCGGCUGGUCUUCAAGACACUGGGUUUGACCCCAACAUUGUGAUCGAUAACCCUACCUACAUGCGUCGCGACAGCCCACCAGGACAGAGUGAGCCGGCUGUCUACCAGCAGCCUUUUGCAGAAACUGUCACCGACCUGGGAAUUUAUGGUUCUGAUCAUGUCCACGAUGGGCCCACUGCAGGCGACCGCGGCUUUGUCAUCGGCGAGGUGCCAGAAACGCCAGUAGCAGAGAAGGAAAUGCACAACGGCCACGCGACUGACUCCCCUCGUGCAGAGGCACGUCGUGACAAGGGCAAGGCUAAAGAGAUGCCGUUCAACGAGCAGGAGCCGCUAGUUGAAGAGGCUGAGCCGCCAAGGAAGCUGAGCAAGAAGGAGAAGCGCAAGCAAAAGGCAUCAAAAAGGCAAAGUCUCGACAACGCGUUACCUGAAGAGACGUACGAUGCCCCCGAGUCAAGAUCACAGCCUGGAUCUGCUCCUUCGUCUGUGCCGGCCCCUAUCUACGAAAGGCCACGCGGCUAUUAUGACGUCCCCGAAGCCACAUCACGGCCUGAGCCUAAUCCAUUUGCACCAAUGGAUCAUGCAUACGCCCGGCCUCACAGUUACCACGAUGUCGCCGAGCCUGCACCUCAACCUGCGCCAGCUUCAUACUCGCAAGCAAUGCCCACCUAUGACAGACCUCACAGCUACUAUGGCGAGCCUACAGUGGCUUACCGAGACCACCCUGCUCCCUACGCAGAGACGGGCCCUUCUUAUGAGAGGCCAAGUAGCUAUUACGACACCCCUCAAAGCCCGGAAACCGUCGUGGCGCUUGGCCCGAAGACUCGUGGAUUCCAAGACGCACCCACCUGGGAUUUGCCCACCUCUUCUGCGACAACACACCCUCGUGACGAGACUCCCGUCUCAAGAGCGGUGGAACCCGAAGCUGCCCCAACAGACCCUGAAGCCUCCACAUCGACGAAAACAAGCAAGAAGGACAAGAAGAAGAAGAGUCGUAGCUCAAGAUCUGACAUUAUUGUCACAUAUGACGAUGAUGAGCCAGAGACCCAAGAGCCAUCUUCUUACAACGAGCCGAGCACUUCCCGCGAGAAACUGCCUGAGAGGGAUUCAUACCGCUCUGACGAGCCCCGAGAGGCCGGCGACGAUGCAUGGGAUGAGCCUGCGAAGAAGAAGAAGUCCAAGAAAUCCAAGCAGAGCUCAGAUGAAUGGACAGACGUCGAGAAGCAAAGCGACUACACCGCGACCCCAACCGUCGAACGAAGCAGCACUCGCGACGAUCUUGAAGAAUGGGACGAUCUCCCGCCCAAGUCUCAGCGGGACCGUUCCAAGUUCGAAGAGCGAGAUGUGAGCUCUGUCGUAUCUGAUCCAUCGAGCAGGCGAGACAAGUCCGAGCCCCGUUCCAAGAGUAGCCGGAUUGACGACCGCGACGUGAGCUCAGUUGUCUCUGAUCCUGCGAGCCGGCGUGACAAGUCGGAUCGUCGAUCCCGGAGCAGCCGAUACGAGGACGCAGACACUAGUUCGGUGGUCUCUGACCCCUCAAGCCGGCGUGAGAAAUCCGAUCGCCGGUCCCGCAGCAGUCGCUUCGAUGAUAGGGAUGCUAGUUCAGUUGUGUCCGAUCCCGCCACACGGAGCGAGAAGUCAGAACGCCGUUCCAAGAGUCGCCGUGAGGACGACCGAGACGCCGCUUCCGUAGUUUCUGAUCGUUCGUCUCGUCGUGAGAAGUCUGACCGACACUCGAACGGAACUCGUUACGACGACGAUGCCAAGUCGGUGGUGUCGGAAAGCUCCGAACGUAAGAGACGCAGCCGAGACGACAAGAAGAGUCCCAAGGAAGACGAGAAACGCAGUAGCGGCUUCUUCAACAACCUGUUUGGAAACAGAAGCAGCAAGGAUGUUUCUAGCAAGGACGAGAAGUCGUCUUUUUUAGAUAAUGCCGGCACCCUUGGCGCGGGUGCCGGCUUGGCGAGCGCCGUGGCAGCUUUGGGCUCCAUGAUGUCCCGCUCCAACGCCACCGAACCGCAGUUGGAAGAGUCGUCAGAUGCUCCUCGAGAUCGCGAGAGAUCCGCCAGUCCCCCGCGAGACCUUGAAAUCGUCGACCCUGAGAUCGUGCCGCGGACUAUUAGACCUGCCAUCGACCCUCAGUACGGAGAUUUCCUCCCCCUGCCACCCAGCCCAAUGCCGCCUAGCACCCCUGGCUCUCCCACCCAAGCAGACUUGGAUGAGCUACCUGCCUUGCCCGACAGCCGGCCGGAGACGCCACCGGAGGAGCGGAGGCGUCAGCACGAGACUAAGACGCCAAAGACACACGCGCGCAAGCGUAGCAACAUGGAGACACCGACCAGAAGCCCAAGUCAGACAGCCGUACCCUUCAAGCUACGACUGGGGCAGAGGUCGGCACCUUCGUCUCCCGGUACCUUUGGAGUUUCGCCAGUCACCUCUCCAGCAGUGCCCACGUUUCCCGAGACCACACACAUCACCCCUCCUCACCCCGCUUCCCUGUCUCGGCGCCCUUCGAGGCCCAUCUCUUGGGAGAACAGUCGCGAGAUCAAGCCCCUAUACCUGCUUGAACAGGCUCGUCAGGAAUCCGCAGCUCAGUCGAUGGAGCCACCCAUUGAUUUCCCGGAGCUGCCUCCGAGCGAACCGUCAUCGCGGGAGUCUCCUGCACCAGAAUUCACCCUGCGUGAUGAGGAUGUGAAUUACUUCCAUCAGCUUCAGGCAUCGCCCUUUGAGCCUGACCUUCGUCUUGACACGGAUUUGUCACGCUAUCCUGAACACACAACGCGCCGCUUCAGCUCGCAGGAAACCACCCCGAAGGCAGAGUACGCAAUCCAGCAUGCUGGUGCCAUGUUUGAUGCGGCAUCGCCUCGUCUUCCCGCGUCUGCAGAUACCGCCAGGGGGCUGGACUUGUCAGAGCAUGAGCUAGAGAAGCUGCCCGCACUUCCUGCUAGCCCUAUGACAUCCCCGGCAACGGCCAUUGCCAGUCCUACUCACCGUUCGAAUAUCCCGGAGUCUAAGCUAGAGCAGCUACCUGCUCUACCCGACAGCCCCGUGACGCACGCAACUGAGAUGCCCGAACCGGAACAAGUAGAGACCACGUCCAAAGAAAGAAGUUCGUAUCUCCUACACAUGACGCCCCCAUCAAUCAUCAAAAAUCUAAUGGAUCGUGACACAUCAGACACACCAUCAAGCCCUACACUCAACCGAUCGCGCGACAUUGCCGCCAAUUUGGCCGAGGUUGACCACGACGGCCACUCCCGCGAUGAUGCUAUUGGCGCUCUACUGGGAGGUGCCGCGGCUGGUCUGGGGGCUGCCUAUCUCGCAGACCGUCUCAAGUCUCACGACAAGUCGGCAGAGAUUGGCCGAGACGUAAAGACCUUGGGUGCUCCCGAGCCAGCGGAACCACCCAUGGUUGAAGGCAAGAAGUCCAAGAAAGACAAGAAAAAGAAGAAGAAGGGCAAGAGUGCGUCAGUCGAUGGCUUUACCCUCCCUCCAGAUGAGCCUACUUCUUCUGCUCUUACGCCAGAUGCCGACGAGGCGUUGGUGUCAGCGGAGCCCCUUGCAAUUGACUCUAUCGACAAGGACUUCUUGCCAUCAAUCGACCAGGCUCGCACCAUGCCAAUCGAGGAGCCAGCCCACGCCUCAACUAGCGACACUGUUGACGCUGCGCCAGUCGACAGAUCUGUGGAACCCUCCGCCGCGAUUCCCUCAGUCACUGUCUCCUCGAACGAUGAGACUAGUUUGAAUCUCUUGCCACCGCUUCCCGCUGCGUCUGCCGAUGAGCAUACGCUUCUCUCACCCGAUUUUGAUCCCUCAAUCCAUCGCGCCGGUGAUGCACUGCUUUCAACCCAAGAUACUCGGUCUGUUGAGCCUAUUGUUCAGGCACCCCACGCAGUCGAGGACCUUCCAGCUGUGCUUGAUAGCAGUGAUCACGCUGGCAAAUCUGUCGCGGAGGAGGACGUUCCUGUGGAUCGCAGUGCUCUGGUCGAAGAUAUCGCUCCCGAAACCCUUACAUUCGAGCCUCUGCUCGAGGACGACGUAUCUGAGAAGAAGCUCUCCAAGAAGGAGAGAAAAAAGCAACUCAAGAUUAAGAAGGCUUGGGAGCAGGCUCAGGCCGAGAUGCAGGAGCUCGAACGACCCGCCGAGUCGACUGAGCAGAACAGCAAGGCUGCUUCCGAAGCAGACACAACGCCGCUCCCCGCCCUCGCGCCUGUAUUUGAGCAGACUGCGGAGACGACCGAAGCCGAGCGAGCUGCGGGUAUUCCGCUACCUGAAGUCUUGGAUAAGGUGUUCGAAGCUCCUCUGGAGUCACUAGCUGACGUUGAGCCCACGCCUAAGCUCGAGGUUGCUAUUGAAACAGAGGCACCGUCAACUUUCCUACCCGCUGUUGAACAAGCGGCGGCGAUCCCUUUACCUGAUGCUUCAGACGAAUCUUUUGAUUCUCCUCUUGACUCCUUGGCCUCAAUCGAGCACAAGCCUGACACCGUUCUCGAUGUAGCGGCACUGCCGACUUCCCUGCCAAUCCUUGAACAAGUUGCGGAGACCCGCGAGAUCGAGCAAACUACAGCCAAACCGCUCUCUGAGAAGGUUGAGGACAUGUCUCAGUCGAAUACCAAGGAGGUGUCUGAAGAGCCGGUCAAGGUCGAAGAGCAAGCAAAGGCCGAGGAGGUGCCCAAAAGUGAAGAGGAUCCUUUUGCUGGCUUGAGUAAGAAGCAGAAGAAAAAGAAGACGGCAGCGAUGGCAGCUGCUACUGCCGCGGCCGCGGCCGCCGCUAGCGCCGCUGCCAUCGUCACCAACGAAACUGACUCUUUUGAAGCCAAGGAGCCUCCCGUCUCUUCAGGCCCCCUUCCCGAAGCCGUCUCGGAGCCGCCAAUUGAUGCCGAGAAGGCAACGGAGACCACCACGGAAUCCGAAACAGCUGCAGGUGUUCCUCUUCCUGAGAUCUCGGGACCUGUCUCGGAGACCUCUCGAGAGACCAGAGAAGCCCUCGAACCAGUCAAUGCUCCCAAGGAGCAGGAGUCUUCCGAUGUCGAGCUUGCUACUGCUGUUCCCCUACCUGAGCAUAUCGAUGAGUCGCUCGAACCGGAGGUUGAACAGGCUCAACCCGAACAGCAGACUGUGGUUGAGGUGGACCCGUUUGCUGGUCUGAGCAACAAGCAGAAGAAGAAAAAGAAGGCCGAGAUGAAGGCAGCUGCUGAGGCAGCUGCUGUCGCCGCCGCCACUGUUUCACCUCCUGAGCAUGUCAACGAGUCGCUUGACCCGGAGGCUUCUGUCGAGCCAGUCGAUGCCCCCAAGGAGAAGGAGUCUUCUAAUGCUGAGCUUGCUGCUGCCAUUCCACUACCUGAGCAAGUCGACGAGCUGCUCGAACUAGAGGUUAAAGAGGUCAAGCCUGAAGAACAGCAAGAACAUGUCAAUGAGUUGCUUAACCCCGAAUUCAAACAGGCCGAUCCUGAAGAGCAGCCUGAGGUUGAGGUUGAUCCCUUUGCUGGCUUGAGCAACAAGCAGAAGAAGAAAAAGAAAGCCGAGAUGAAGGCGGCCGCCGAGGCUGCUGAGGCUGCGGCCGCAACUGCUGCUACCGAUGUUGCCGAGGCUACUGCUAUUGACGCCGCCGCUGUUCCACUUCCCGAACAUGUCAAUGAGUCUCUAGAGUUGGAGGCUGAACAUCCUAAGCCUGAAGAGCUGCCCGAGGUCGAGGACAAACCAGUGGCUGAGGACAAACCAGUGGUCGAGAAGAAGCCAGUGGCCGAGGAGAACUCAGCGAUCGAGGAGAUGCCAAUGGAUGAGGUGGAUCCCUUUGCUGGCUUGAGCAACAAACAGAAGAAAAAGAAGAAGGCUGAGAUGAAGGCGGCCGCCGAAGCUGCUGAGGCUGCUGCCACUAUUGCAGCCUCCGAAGUUGCCGCCGCUGUCGUUCCACUUCCUGAUGAGCAUGUCAACGAAUCACUCGAAUUGGAGGCUGAACGACCCAAGCCUGAAGAGCAGCCCGAAAUCGAGGAAAAACCCGUGGUCGAAGAGAUGCGAAUGGUUGACUUGGACCCCUUCGCUGGCCUCAGCAACAAACAGAAGAAAAUGAAGAAGGCCGAGAUGAAGGCGGCCGCCGAUGCUGCUGAGGCCGCUGGUAUCGCUGCCUCUGCUGCUGCCGAGCCCGCUAAGGUCAGCAGAGAGGUGGAAGUCGAACAGCCUGCCGCCGCGUCACCCGCACAGCCCAUCGAAGAGAGUGAUCCAGUCACCGAAGCAACUGCUACUCCUGAAACCAACAUCUCUCAAACUAAGGAACCCAUCGAGCUUGAGGAGCCUGCAACCACUUCUCUCGCAGACACUGAGGAGGAGAAGCCUGAAACAGAGCCAGAGCAACUCAAGGUGGAGGAAGAUCCGCUUGCAGGUUUGAGCAAGAAGCAGAGGAAGAAGAAACUGGUUGAGAUGGCCGCUGCCGCCGAGGCUGCCGCUCAAGCUACUGCGGCUGAAGCCAUUGAGAUUCCCGAGGCGUCAGAAGUCCCUCCCGAGCCUUCUCUGGCACCCUCUGCUGAUGUUCAUGAGGCCAAGGAUAUGGAUGAAGGUGAAAAGCAGCCGGCAACCCCCGUCACGGAGGAACCGGUUCCUGUCCCCGUCCUAGAUCCGGCACAAGAGCCAUUGCCUGAGGUCAAUAAUUCCAAGGAGGAAGUCGAGGCUGACCUGCCUGCUUCACCUGCAUUUCCUGAGGCUUCAACCUCCGACACUAAGAAGGGGAAAAAGAAGAAGAAGAAGAAGGGCAAGGAAUCUCUGGAUGCGACAAACGAACCUCUUCUAUCUACUUCAGCCCCCGAGCCCUCAGCUAUUUCUUCCCAACAAGACGCUCCUAAACUGGACAUCGGAGCAAUGCCGCUCGGCACCGCUGAUGACGCUGCACCCGUGCAACAAGAGUCCGUUUCCGAAGCGCCAGAAACCAAGUCCGGUCAGAUCCAGCAGAGUCUCCAUGACCAACAACUCGAUAUCGGUGACCCCCAGGGAAAGCUCGACACACCAUCGGAAUCACUGCCGUACCUCUCCGAGUCUAAGGACAAGUCACUCAGCCCAGCUGACAGCUUGGCUGAGCAGCAGAUUGCAACUGUUGACCAAGACAAGAAGCCCGCCGACACCAACGUAGCGGUCAUUGACGAAACCCAGCCUGUACUUCUAGCACAAGAGGAAAGCCCAGCCACGCUUGAAGACGAUCCCUGGCAGCUAGACGAGGACCCGUGGCAACAGCAACCUUCUGCCUCUGGCCAAGAUGACAUCCUUGCUUCAACGAGCACCGAGGUUUCACUGCCACCAGCCGCCGAUCAAAUCAUCGAUGACACCUCGGUUGAAUCGCGUGAGGCAGAAGACCUAGCUAGGGCCGAGUCUGCUCCCUUGUCCAAGAAGCAGAAGAAGAAGCAGAAGAAGUCCAAGAAGGACCAGACCACUGAAGCUUUGGUUGAAUCUGAAGCAAAGCCUUCUUCCCUCGAAAUGGCUGCAAGCACACAGCCUUCUGUUGCGGAAGUGGACUUGGUACCGACCGAUAACGACACUUCUCAAGCUGUCCCCGCAGAACCUGCUGCCGAUAAUGCAACAAUUGAAACACCUAUCGCAAAAGCAUCGGAGGAGAGGUCCGUCUUACCCGAUACUGAACCAGAUGCUACCACCAUUCCUCUUCCAGGGGAUGAUGCCGACUUCGUUGAGCAGACCCCCCAGCAAUUGAUUGCCGAGGCGGAUGCUGCAGGAGUGCCUCUUCCGGAAGACACUGCUGAAAAGACCGAGGUGUCUGACCCAGCUCCGGCUGAGAAGGAUACAGCUGCGAUUCCUCUUCCGGAGGAUGUUUCCGAAAGAGCCUCCAUUCUCGCGCCUGAAACUUCUGACAACGUGCCUGCUGUUGUUGACAACACAAUGGCAACUUCUGAGCCUAGUCUUAUGGAGCCGCCACCGGCUGAGCCCAUUCAGGCUGAGUCAUCCGGCAAGAAGAAGAAAAAGAAGAAGAAGGGCAAGGGUGCCUCGCUGUCACAGCUGGAUGACGUGAUGUCGUCUGAGUCGACACCUCUCCAGUCCCCCGGCGUUCAGACUCCUACCACUGAAGCUCCCAUCAACAGGGCCCCUGUCAACGAGACUGCCGCUACCGAUGUCCUUGUUGGCGAAGGUCCCGUCAUCGAUACACCGGCGUUCGAUGCUUGGGGUAUCGAGAGCCCCGCUCCCGAGUACUUUGUCAACGCUCCUACCACUGAAGCCCCCUCUGUUGAGGCUCCUUCUGUUGAGACUCCUUCCGUUGAGAUUCCUGCCGUUGAGACUUCUAUCAAGACUCCGGCUGCUGAGACUCCGGUCGCUGAGACUCCGGAGGUUGAGACUUCGACAGCGGCGGCAGAAGUGCCCGUCUCGAAGGUUUCAACUACGGACGCACUCGCUGGAGACCCGUCCAGUGAGAAAACUGUUACCGAUACCGACGCUUCUGAGCCCAUUCCUGCGAACGCACAGCAUCCAGAAGAUGCCGACCUUCAGACGGCCAAGCCGGACGUACUAGCGGAGACGGCCCCAACCAUGGCGGAUAUUCUUGAGACUUCCACGUCUUCUUUGCCUUCUUCUGAGCAACAGCAAGAUUCAGCUCCGGCCGAGGAGACUUCCAAGUCCUCUAAAAAGUCAAAGAAGCAGAAGAAAAAGGACAAGAAAGCAGCCGAAGAGAAUGACCAUGUGCCCGCAGUCAUCAACGAAGAGCUCCCUGCCGAACUCGCAGAUAUUAGUUCAUCCAACCCGCCAAUUGAUGAGAAGUCCUCUGCGACCGACGUGCAGAAAGCCGGUCAAUCGCAGGAAAUCGAUGCCAAGUCGACAGAUUUCGCUGUAGAGGAGACAACUCAAGUGGAACCUCAGACGCCAACAAUGAGUGAAAGCCAGGAUGAGGCCUUCCUCACACCUCUGCAAGGGCCUGCGACUCCUAUCAGCCCAGACGAGGUUUUCGAGAAUGCUUCUCAGGAGCCGACACUUGUUGACAGCCAACGUGACUCGCUUGAGUCCAAACCGCAAGAACUCAUCGUCGAGGACCAGCAGGACCGUGGUCUGGAGUCUCCAGUUGAACCCGAAGCACCAUCAUCCAAGAAGAGCAAGAAAAAGGCCAAGAAGGCUGCUGCAGCCGCCGCAGCAGCUGUCGCUGCCGCCACCACAUUGGAGCCAGCUGUUGAGGACGCUACCAAGGAUUCGGACAAGAUGGAUACUAAGGACGAGACGGUUACGGACGAGUCGAUCACAGACAAGACAGUCACAGACAUUGGAAACUCGAACACGACUAUUUCAGACAAGAUUGGGGAGAUGGAGCAAUCAUCGCAAGAACCCACCGCGAGCGGAGAGUUCGCUACGGACAGCAAGGUUUCAGAGGAGGCAGACCCAGGACCAACUGUUACCAAAAAGGGAAAGAAGAAGAAGAAGGGCAAGAAGUCUUCCACCCUGGACCCGGAGAGUACCCUCGAAAACCCGGCAGAUGUAGCGAAUACAAGAGAACAGUCCGCUUAUUUGACCUCUCCAUCGGGAGAGCCUAGCAGUGACGAAAUCCCCUUCCCGCAAGCAGACACGUCAACAGAGGCUGAGUGGCCGACUGCUACAACUGCGGGCAAGAAGAAGAGGAAAUCCGUGACCUGGGCACCUGAACUGGAGUCUUUCUCGACCAUUGUUGAGCCUGAGCCUGAGCCUGAAAUGCCUCAUGAAGACGACAAUGGCUUGGUGACGGCCAGCAACACCGAAAGCGACUCCAUAUCUGAGGCAUCUUCCGCAGUCGAGCCAAGCCCGGUUCAGGAUGCGUCGAGGGCAGGGGAGUUGCCCGAAGCAGGCAGUCCAGGCGAUGUCCCGACCUCGCAAGGUUUAGACGAGGAUCUCGACCAACAAACAGCCACAGUUGUGGCGGAGAAGGAUCUCGACUCUGAUGGCCAAGCUCAGAUGCACCCUGCAGGCGAGCCCAGUGAGGAGGCCCUGCCCACACUGCAAGACACAACCGCGACCCCCAGCGAUGAUGUUCCGUCAUCUCCUGGGCUGAACAGAACCACGCGGGGAGUUGCAGGCGAACCAAUGGAUAUUCUAGCCCGGGAGCCUUCAACGCCUGCCUUUUCCAGUGAAGGCGGCGCUGAAGUGGCCAACGAGAAGGGCGGUGAGACAUUAGAACGGGAGCACGAGGUAGACGCGGAGCAGGUGGCUAGUACCCAGGCUGGUGCAACAUCGGACCCCGAAGCUGCGGGCCGCCCUGACACCAUUGACGAACCAUCAGCGGGAUCCAACGCUCAAACGGGAGAGGUCGGCAGCCAGGACCCCGGCCUGCAUGCGGGUGUGGAGCCGAUUGACGACAAAUCACUGGAGAACACGCAAAACAGGCGGAUAGCGGAUGCCCAAGCCGUGGGACCGGCCCUCACCGACUCGGCCCUGGAGCUUCUGGAGGCUGGAGACCCACUUCAACCCCCGGUCACAGCCUUGGCGAACCAAGACACAAACACGGCGAUCCCCCAACCUCUAGGACGGGGCACACAGGACCGACAGGUACCCAGUCAGACAUCAUUGGAGGUUGGCAAAAAAUCUGACGCGGGGAUUACUGACUUUACUGCCGAGACCGAGACCCUUCCGGAAGACGUUCAACAACUAGACAAAAUUUCAGACGUCGAAAAGAAGGAAGAAGAAAAAAAGGACCAGAGAGAGGAAUUUGAUUCUCUCGCCGCCAAUGUUGGAUUCCCGGGUCAAUCAGAUCUCUCGGAAUCUUUGGGUCAACCGAUCUUGCCGGAGCCGCAACUAGAGCCGCUUUCGGAGACUCUUCCCGGCCUUGAACCAACAGGGGACCCGAAUACCACUCACGACCCUGAACAGACCGAGACACAAGUCGGUCAGGGAGACGACGUUGGUUCUGAGCCCUCAAGCUCGAGCAAGAUGUCCAAGAAGGAAAAGAAAAGCAGCAAGAAGAAGACCAAGGCUGCAACGUCCGAACCAAUUCCUCAGGAUGAUGUCCAAACUCUCAAGUCACAGAUCGUGGACGAUGGAGCCCCGGCUGUCAAGGCCGUUGACGAACCAGUCCAAGCACCGGAGCAGGCGGGUCCGGAUCCCUCGCCCGAUGUCACGGACGCCCCGGAGGCGGCCACCGUAAGAGAAGCAAUCGAGGCUGGCGAGGAUGAAUGGGCAAUUCAACCAGCUGGCAAGAAGAGUAAAAAAGACAAGAAGAAGAAGGCUGCAGCUCAGGCAUCUGCUGCAGUGGAAGAGCUGAGCACCGAGCCUACGCCUGCGUCUGAAAAGUGCGAGGUUCCCGCUGAGCCAGAAGUGCCUUUACAAGCUUCAGCAGACGAAACCUAUAAGGGCGUUGAUGCUGGCCACCACAAGUCAACAGAGGAGUCUGCGGACACCCCGGAGAAUGCAGAGCCCAAGCAAAGUGAAGAGGCUCAAGCCCCAGCGGAAAGCAUAUCAGAUGAAGUUCAAAGUUCCCUACAGCCAACGACAAAGGAUGAGCUGCCAGCUGAAUUAGCAGAGGCUGACAUCAAUGACUUUGAGCCAGUGAACAAGAGCAAAAAGGACAAGAAAAAGAAGAAGAAGAAGCAGCAAAGCCUUUCAUUAGACGACAGCCAGGAACUUGCUCAGCCGGAGACUCCGUUGGAGGAAUCUUCCUCUGCUUCACCUGGUGACGCCCUCUCGCUUGGCGACGCAACACAAAUGCCAUCUGAAGAUGUGCAUGCUUCAUCUGAGCCAGCACCCGACAGCCCCUCACAGGCCGAUGCUCAGGAUGACCUUACCUUGAAGUCUGAGAAAGCACCACCGGCUCAGGACUCACCAGCCACUUCGCGGCCCACUGACCUGGAGGCAGGAGCCUCCUCUGCUCCUACGACUGAAGAAUCAGAAGUCAAGCAGGAACUGCCAUCGGAGCCUUCCAGCCAAACCGAUCCUUCUCCGGCAACACUCGAGACACCUGCAGAUAACACUAUUCCACUUGCAGAGGAAGAAUUCCCGGCUGUCACCAAGAAGUCCAAGAAGGACAAGAAGAAGAAAAAGGGUCUCGCUUCAGACAUCCCUGAUGAGCCGCCAGCCACACCAGAAUCGCAGCUUGUGGCGAAGGAGAUUGACCUGUCAGAUGCACCGCAGUCUUCCGAGAUGUCAACAGCAUCUGCUAUGACACCAGCCACAGAGCAGCCAAGUUCUCAAGCCGUGGAUGAGGAGGCCAUUCCACCAGAGACAGCGGUAAACACCGAGUCAUCAGCUAUCGUAUCCGAGGAUCCCAUUUCUGAGAACCAAACGCCGACUACUGUGGAGGAAGAGCUUACCACCUCGAAGAAAUCGAAGAAGGACAAGAAGAAGAGCAAGAAGGACAUCGCGCAAGAUAUUCUGGAGGACUCUCCUGCUCCAGAGGCAGAAACCACGCCUGAAUCGAUACCCACAUCGCAGGUAGAGGAAGCUCGCGAAGAAGCCGUCGUUCCUGGUGACGAGGUUUUCGCCCAGCUGAGGGACACCGCGGAAGAGCCCAUAACUGAGCUUCCCGAGCAGCAGACGGAGGUCUCUGCCAAAGCGGAGCCUGAGCAAGAAAAGGGUAUUGAAGAGACGGCGUCCCUAGAAUCGGAGCAGCCCAAGGUCGAGGAUGAUCCCUUCAAAGGCAUGAGUAACAAACAGAAGAAAAAGAAGAAGGCAGAGAUGGCCGCUGCCGCUACCGCACUGGCCGUUGCUACUGAAGCCGCUGCUCAGGAACCCACGCCUGCCGCCGAGGACCAAACCGUCGACUCCACGCCUGCUACUCUUGAGACCUCGCCAGAGGCGCAGCCUACUGAGGAAACCGCUACCGAGGAACCUUCUGCGCCAGAGCCGCAAACCGCAGAUGAAGUCAAGAGUGCGCCACAGGUUACACCGGAGUCGACGAAGUCUGAAGAGGAUCCAUUCAAGGGUAUGGAUAAGAAGCAAAAGAAGAAGAAGAUGGCCGAGAUGAAGGCGGCCGCUGAAGCUGCUGAGGCCGUCGAGGUCGAGAAACCCACGGAAGACGACGCUGCCGUUGAGAAGCCUGUCGAGGCGCACCCCACAGAGGACUUGGUCGCUGAGAAAACCUCCAUCGAGGAGGAGCUCACUGGGAAGCAACCUGCCGAUGAGAAGUCUGCCCAUGAAAUCCCCAUCGAGACACAUUCCACAGACGACAUGUCUAAGCCGGAAACUACCACCGAAGACAAGACGCCUGUCGAAGAGAUGACUUCUGACAAGACUACGAUCGAUCCACCGGUCGAGGAGCAGUCCGCCGUCGAACCGGAACGCGCGGCGGAACCAGAAGUGUCAGAGGCAGUAUCAGAGCCAGUUAAAGAAGAGGAAGACCCUUUCAAGGGCAUGAACAAAAAGCAAAAGAAGAAGAAGAUGGCUGAGAUGGCUGCCGCCACCAAGGCUGCCGAGGCUGCUGCCGCUAGUGAGGCUGUCUCGGAGGCCCAGAAAGUAUCUUCUGAGCCUGCUACGACCGAGGAGGAGACCCCUGCUCCAGCCAAGCUCGUCGACGAAGAGCCUGUUAUUGAGGAGUCUGCUGCCAAGGAGACUGCAGCUGAGUCGAAGUCCGUGCCUGAACCGGAGCUCGAGCAGCCUCAAGUCGAAGAGGAUCCUUUCGCUGGCCUGAGCAAAAAGGAAAAGAAGAAGAAACUGGCUGCAAUGGCCGCUGCUGAGGCCGAAGACAAGGCGAUUGAGCAGACAGUUGGUGAGGACAAGGUUGCCGAUGAGAUGCCUGCGGAUGUAGCUGUUGAAGAGACGCCUGCUGCAGCCCUACCUGCCGAGGAGUCGACUCUUGCCGACAGACCCACCGAUGAGAAGGCUGUCGAAGAUGCGCCUGUUCAAGAGCCGCCCCGGGACGACGUUCAGGACAAGGAGGACCCCUUCAAGGGCAUGAACAAGAAGCAGAAAAAGAAAAAGAUGGCCGAAAUGGCCGCUGCAGCAGAGUUGGCUGGAGCCACUACGGUUUCCGAGCCUGCCACUACUGAAACUUCACAAGUCCCUGAAGAAAAGCCCGAGGAGGUGGCGGUUGAGCACAAAAUCAUUGAGGAGACUCCUGCCGGAGAAAGGCCCAUCGACAAAUCUGAGCCGGAACCAGCCGUCGUCGAGGAGGACCCUUUUAAGGGCAUGAACAAGAAACAGAAGAAGAAGAAGAUGGCCGAAAUGGCAGCAGCUGCUACAGCUGCAGCCGCCACCGCCGGAUUCAUCGCAUCUGAAGUUAAGGAUGUCCACCACGACAAGGCUACAGAGGACAAGACAGACAUCUCACCCGAGCAGCCACCCGCAUCAGAAGUAGAGACUGCCGCGACACCCGAGGAAGCUCCCAGGGAUGUUAGCCCUGAGCUUCUUGAGGUGAAGGAGGCGUCAGAAAACGCCGAGAGCCAGUUCGAUGCUCCCGCUAUUCCGGAGACCAAUGCCAAUGACGAGUUCCCGAUGGUCGAGAAGAAGGCGAAGAAAGACAAGAAGAAGAAGGGCAAAGCCUUGGAAAUCCUCGAGUCCGGUCCUUCGACUGAGGUUACCGCCCAAGCAAGCGAACCUGCCGCAGAGCCUUCUAUCGAGACUUUUGCCGAGACCGUGCCAGAGCUUCCGCUGGGCGAUCCUACUCCAGCCGCCGAGGGCACAGUUGCCGCAGUAGAGGAGCCUUCUUCAUCAAUGCCAAGUAUCACAAUCGACCAGUCUGCCGACCAGUCGAUGCAUCUCGAGAGCCCUAAAGCACCUAUGGAGGAGCCUGACAAAGAGGUCAUCGAAGCGGUGGCAACAGGCGAGCCUCACCUAGAUGCCGAUGUUGCUGCGGCCGCCCAGGAGUCUUCUAAAUCCAUGGAGGAGGACUUCUCUCCGAAGCUGUCUAAGAAGGAUAAGAAGAAGAAGAAGAAGGGCAAGCUUCAGGACGACUCGAGUCCUCCCUCUGGAACGACAACACCCACCGUCUUUGAGCCUUCAGACCCCCUUGAUGUAUCUGCUCCCGAUGUUCGAGAAGAAGCACCGGCCGCCGCUACCACCGAUGUUCCUGCACCUGACUCAACCGAAUCGACCAGAGAAACUUCGGUAGACAUCUCGGAACCACAAGCAGAGGCCGUCACUGCAGAUGUCAGAGAGACGGCAAAGGUGGAGAGCGAGCUCCCUUCUGUUGCCAGUGAGGCUGAGGAGGUGCACUUAGCCAACGCAGAGUUGCCGACCAAUGAUACAGAUGCUACUCCGGCUCCAGUUGGAGACUCUUCCGCUGAGGUUUCCGCUGUAGCCCCCGUCGAGACCCCUGUUGAGGCUUCCGCCGAGAUUCCAAACAUCGAUGACGAAUUCCCAGCCUCCCAGAAGAAGUCAAAGAAGGACAAGAAGAAGAGGAAAGGCAAGAUUCAGGACGACAUGGAGAUCACAUCGGGAGCUGCCACUCCAGCUGAGGCACUUGAAGCUGAGAAUCAGCAAAUGCAGCUGCCCGAUGUCUCUGUCGAGUCAGUCAAGACUCCUACGCAUGCCAACUUCCCCAAGGCUGAGCCAAUCUCCACCCCAAUUCAAGAGGUGGAGGACCAUUCCGUAGCGGAAACCCUCGCGUCAGCGCCUUCGGCUGAACCGGAGACCGCCGUCGAUCAAGAUUCCAUAGCUAAGGAAUCCCAGCUUCCAAUCGACGCACCACUUGAGGAAGAAUGGCCCGAGAACGCGCCCGUCAAGAAAUCUAAGAAGGACAAGAAGAAAAAGAAGUCCAUGGCUGAGGAAGAUUUUGUUCUUGCAUAUGGAAACGAGACACCAAUGGAGACAACCGUCGAAGACAAUAAAGAGGAAGUAGCACAUAUUGACGAUGCUACAACUACCGAUAGGUUCCUGGCCUCUGAUAACAAGACGGCUUCGGAGAUCCCACUUGCUGAUGCCCUAGUGGAAGCGCCACUCGAGGUUGACUCUGCACAAGCAUCAGCUCAAGAGGUAGCACAGCUUUCUUCAUCGCAGGAUGUUUCACAAGAACAGCUGGUGUCAGACCUACAACAACCUUCUCCUGCACUCUUAGCCGAGAACCAGCCUAAGCCAUCAGCUUCUUCAAGAAAUAUCGAGCUUGAGCCCGAGAAGACUGCCGAAGAGACAGCGGCUGCCGAAGAGCCGUCAGAGUUCACAGUCAAGAAGUCUAAGAAAGACAAGAAGAAGAGGAAGUCUAUCUUGACCGAGCCUGAAACUCCCGCUCCAAGUGCUGAGGAGCAAGCGGUUACCUUGGAAACCAUUGCCACCGAUUCCGUCGAAGAUCCAAGCACUGCAGAGCCCAUCUUAGAGAGCUCGGCCGUCGAGCCUAUGGAGGAAACGGCCCUAUCUACUGAGGAAUCGGCUUCGGUGAUUCCGGAGACUGAGCCCGCAGGUGUUCACUCCCAAGAUGCCCAGCCAAGACAAGUUGCAGAGUCAGAUGUGCCAACGACCACUCCGGACCUUGAGCCCAAGCCAAAAGGACUGGACAGCCAGUCUGAUGCUGCCCCUUCGACUGAGCAAGAAUCCAUCGCUCCCAUCGCAGCCGAGAGUCUCCUCGAGAGUGCUUCUGAUCAAGCCCGUUCGGUCGAAAGUUCCAACGUUGUGGCUGAGCCAGAGGCCGCAGCCCCUGCUGAUCUUGACGAUCUCAUGCCUGCGAAGAAGAGCAAGAAGGACAAGAAAAAGAAGAAGCGACAGAGCCUGGCAUUCGACGAUGUCGAACCCGAGUCGCCCCUGGCUUCUGGCACGGCAACACCCAAGCUUGAGUCGACGGAGCAGCAAGAAACCGAGCGAGCUUUAAAUCAACAGCCUCUUCUAGUGGAAGAUAUCUCGAGACAUGAGGACCAUACUUCGAGCAACGAGCCAUCCUUCACAAGGGAUAUCCUCGCAACAGACAAAUCCCUAGAUUCCACUUCAGUGCCUCAAUCUCUCCCUAAUCUCGACGCCUCAGCUGGCCCCCAAAUGGUGGACGUCAUGGUACCUGAACGCCACGAAGAUUUCACUCAAGCCCAAGCAAUCCCCGACGGCGCGCUGGCUGCUGAACCUACGACGCAACAGGUUGUCGGUGACGAGACGGUCUCUGCUGACCGGGUGGAUGGAGUCUUGCCUGGCGCUUCAAUGGACGUGACUGAACAGGACGACACGCGCCCUGUGGAGGCAACGAGCGCACCGGAUGUCCGUGAAAGUGCGCUCACUGAGGAAGCUGAAGAGACCUUCGUCGUCAAGAAGUCUAAGAAAGACAAGAAAAAGCGCACCAGCCAGGUGCAGUUCGAGGAGCCGGCCACUCCCAUCCUCGAGACCACCAAAGCUUCUGAGCAAGCUGCCUUCGCCGAGCCAGGGCCUGAGGUUGUCCCUCGGGAGAUCGUGCAGGAACCCGUAGUCUUUGACGAUGUGCCGCAAGAACCCAUUGCGGAAGAGUUCGACUCCAAAAAGUCUAAGAAGGACAAGAAGAAGGCCAAGAGACUUUCCUUCGCGGAUGAGCCAGAAACAAUCGUGGAGGAGCAGACUAGCGCGCCAGUCUUACCUGAAGGCGACUUCACCGCACCGGAGAUGUCAAAGAGCCUCCCGGACACCGCUACUGGGACUGAUGUUGCAAAGAGCUCUAUUUCCUUAACAGACCCAGGUCAUCAGACAACGGCGAUGCUCGAACCGGAAUCAACAACUCAACCUGUCUUUGCUGACGACGAUGAAUGGGACAUCCCCAUCACUAAAAGGUCGAAGAAGAAUAAGAAGGGCAAGAAACAGUCAAUUUCACUGGACCGCUCUCCCAUCAGCGCCAACUUACUGCCGGAACAAGAAAUGAUUGUGCCUGGACCGAGCCGAACUGAAGAUACGAAAGACACGGUUGAGUAUUUCGACAGUGCACCUCGCGAAAUCACUCGAAGCCCUUCAGCGCCACCGCCUCCAGAAACUGCAUCAGCCCUCGAAUCACCUGCAGGCGUAGUCCCAGAGCCUACUGGUGUCAAUGCCUCGUCUCCUACGUCGAACAAGUCAGUAGACAUCGAUCUUACUCCUGCACAGGAGACGAGCAACGUCGUUCAUGAACUGCCUUUCGAUCAGCCAAACAAGCGCAAGAAGAUGAAGACGAGAGAGUUGUCCGACACUCUCCUCCCCGAGCCGAUUGUCAGCUCUAGAGAUGUUGCUGCUGCGUACUUUGAUGAUCGCGAGACACCAGCUGCGGAGAUCAGCAAAAUUGGGGAUGAACUCCCUACCCCGGAAGCUGAUCUACCUCGUGAAAAAGAGAUUCCUGGGCCAAGCGCGGGCAAAGACGAGCCUCUUCGGGAACCAGAGCCAGCUGCAUCCCUCGACAUCGCUGCUUCGUACAUGGAGCACAAGUAUGACCAUAAGCCGGAAGAAUCUAUUCAGCCAAUCACUCCAGAGAAGAAGGCACCCGAGUCAUCAGGCAUUGGCGCCGCAGUCGGGGCAGCAGCACUGGCCGCCGGUGCAGCAGCCCUCGCUAGCAAAUCGAGCAGCGGUAAGAAGAAGAAGGGAAAGAAGUCCAAGUACGAGGACAAGCGCGCAGCACAAGAGGAAGACAUGUUUGAUGAUCCUUCUCUCUGGGAAGGUGCCGAUAGGAAACAUGUCAGCGAGAUCGCAAGCAAAGAGGUGGAAGACUUUUGGGGCGGCGGUGAGGAAACGACCGAUAACCAGCUGCCUGAGCAAUCAACCAGAACGAGCAUGAUGGUGGACGACGUCUUUGGUCCCUCGCUACAGCAACAGGAGGGCGUCCCCAUUCAAGCACAGGAUACUAUUGUUCACGGACAAGAGCCCAGCGCGUCUCCAGUAGCUCGAGGAUUGGUAGAGGAUGUAUCAAAAGGAGGGUCACAGGAGGAGGAAAAGGCUAAGGAUGUUCUGAGUCUCACAGCACCGCUCAAGGAAAAGGCUCAAGACGACAACAUUGAGAGCCCGAUUCUUGGCAGAGAAAUUGGAACGGACCAACCGAGCGAGCCUGCCAACAUCACGACUCAACAACGCUCAGUAAGCCGGGGGACUAGGUCACCCAUGACAAACACUAUGGUUAGCGAUAUGGAUGAAGCAGUCGAUCGUGGAUUCGAGGCUGAGGCCCGUCGCGAUCUAUUUGUUAGACGUUCACCAAACAGCCCUGAGCGGACCUUUGAGAUGAGUGGUUUCCGGAGUCCGGUGCCGAGCAUCUUGCCGCCUGUUCAGGAGGAGGGUCACGAUGGAAGCGAUAUCGAACCUCGAUUGUUGUACAGACCUGCUUCUCGCACAACCACGGGCUCACCUGACCCAACCCGAGACAGCGGGUUUGUACCCAGCUCACCUCAUCCUCUCAGAAGGGGAGGUUUCGACAAUGAGGAGCAACGAGACAGCGGAGUUCAUCUUCGCGAUUGGCAGGAGCAAAGAUCACCAGGCCGCGAUGGACAACGAACUCCCGAAUUGAGAGUUCACAGAAGUGAAAGACGACGAUCCAGAGAGCUGGAGAGAGCAAAGUCGCCGGAGAAGACAUCACUGAUCGAAGGAGAGGCUCGCGAUCACCCACUUUCCAGAACACCCGUACUGCGAGAACCUGCAGGAAGGGAGUUGACUCCAGAGCCGCAGAAGCACAAACGGGGCAUCAGCCCAGAGCUUGAAAGACGAAGAAACAAGUAUCAGGACCUAGCGUCGGCUGCCUUGGCUGGUGCAGCAAUCAGCAGCACAGUCUCGUCACCACGCAGCACUCCGCCACCAGGCAACCGCAGCGUCUCUGAUAGGGUCGCACGGCUGCAGUCUCCAGCACCUACAGAGCCUAUAGCGCGCAGAUCCAUGUCCAACAGUAGCCUGUCACGGCACCGGCGGGCCACUGGGGCGCUAACGCCAGAACCACUCAAGUUCCGGCCUGAGAGCCCAGGCAUCCAACGGUCAGGCACCGCCACCCCGCCUCUUCGCCGGGUCGACAGGCGUGUAAGCGGAGACUUGCGAUCCAUCAGCCAACGAAGUCAGCUUGACCUCAACAAGGACCCCAAGGACCCGACCAGCUCCUCCAACACCCCCGUCGCCAACGAAGGUCGUGUCCGUACCAAGGACAUGGCCGACGUCUUUGAUGGAUUCGGUGAAGGCCGCAUCGGCUCUCCCCGAUCGCCUACCCGUCCACACAGCAUGCGGCGUCGCCAGAGCAUGCAAGUCCUCGAGCUCGAGUCUCGCGUCGAACAAUUGAUGGCGGAGAACCGCAUGCUCACAGACGCCCGAUCCCAAACCGAUACCCACAACAGCAACAGAGCCUCUGGCAUUCUUGCAGAGCGCGACGCCGAAAUCGACGUUCUCAAGCAGUCACUAGAAUUUCUACAAAAGGAGGUUGCCCGAUUGACAGAGGUCAACGAGGGCUUGAACAGCGCCAAUACCCAACUUGCUGCCCAACACAAUGAGCGUUACCGAUCAUUGGAGACCCAGCACUCUGACGCCUCCCGGCAAUUGGAGCAAGCGCGCACCGAGCAUAACCACUUCCAGGAGUCACUUCUUCAAAAGGAUGCCGAGAUUGGCCGCCUUCGCUCUGAGCUCGAUGCGGCCAAGGACAAGAUCCGGCAGAUGCAGCGCCAGAUCCUGGCAUCAAAGGGCGCUGACAGCGACUUCCUCAAUGUCAAGGACGUCGACCACUUUGACCACAGAUGUCAGCAGCUCUGCUCUCACGUACAGCAGUGGGUUCUGCGCUUCUCCAAGUUCUCUGACAUGCGCGCCUGCCGCAAGACAAACGAGAUCAAUGACGAAAAGGUCAUUGACCGUCUCGACAACGCCAUCCUCGAUGGUACCGACGUGGACACUUAUCUCGGCGACCGUGUCAGGCGCCGAGAUGUGUUCAUGUCCAUGACGAUGAACAUGAUUUGGGAGUUUGUGUUCACUCGCUACCUCUUUGGCAUGGAUCGCGAGCAGCGACAAAAGCUCAAAUCGCUGGAAAAGCUGCUUACAGAGGUCGGCCCUCCCCCGGCCGUCCGACAAUGGCGCGCCGUCACCCUAACGCUGCUCUCCAAGCGCCCCAGCUUCAAGCACCAGCGCGACCUCGACACUGAGGCCGUGGUCCAAGCCAUCUUUCAAACGCUGUCCAGGGUCCUCCCUCCCCCUUCCAACCUGGAGGACCAGAUCCAAUCACAGCUGCGCCGCGUGAUGCGGGAGGCCGUCGACCUCUCCAUCGAGAUGCGCACUCAGCGCGCCGAGUACAUGAUGCUCCCGCCGCUGCAACCAGAGUACGAUGCCGACGGCGAGCUCGCCGAGACUGUCACGUUCAACGCAGCGCUUAUGAAUGAGCGCAGCGCCGACAAGUCCGCUUCCAACGAGGCCCUCGAGGCCCAGAGCGCCGUUGUGCGUAUCGUCUUGUUCCCGCUCGUCGUCAAGAAGAGCGACGACGGCGGCAACAAUGACGACGAGAUUGUUGUGUGUCCUGCCCAGGUGCUGGUGGCUCGGCCCAAGGGCAAGUCCGUUAGGCUGUUUACGCCCGGCAGCGACGCUGGCGGUGCGUCGCUCGGCGGGCAGACGGCGGCCACGCGCAGCGAUCUCAGCAUGGGUACAUUCUUACCCGAGCAAGCCUCCAACUUGCGGUAA